Messenger RNA from Penicillium chermesinum, 888 nucleotides. RefSeq lists its product as uncharacterized. The record is from RefSeq and is a predicted model, not a curated record. NCBI's taxonomy places the organism in Eukaryota, Fungi, Ascomycota, Eurotiomycetes, Eurotiales, Aspergillaceae. Bases 1 to 888 code for a protein of 295 amino acids. The transcript has a single exon.
AUGGCCCCGUCGCUGCCUGAAGACAUGCUCUCGCUAGAUACCAGUACGACGUCUGAGCUUUCAUCACCUAUGUCGACCACGCUUUCCUACGGCUCGCAUACGAGAGGAUAUUCCAACCCCGUUGGUCUGGGUAUUUCUGGCUGUGGCACUGAGCUUCACAUGAAUCAACUGAGCCAGUAUCCUCACUCGAGCUCUUUCGACGCGACUCCGCAAAUGCCACACCAGAUCAUGCCCGCGCACGACUGCUACAGUAUUCCCGUCAAAGUUGAAGACUAUUCCCACGAACCAUUCUACGGCCUCUAUAAUUAUGUCCCGGAAACGACCCCUUCGCCAAUGAGCUACUACGGCUCUCAUGCUAUGAGCGCAUCGCCGAGUUACAACUCGCCCAUGGAGAUGACCGCGCCCCAGGCACCAUUCUCAGUACCUGGAUCAGGCUACUGGGCUUCUGCCUCUCGUGGACCCAUGACGCCGCCAGACAUGGGCAGCAAUCCCACUAACACUAUCGCGGUCGAAUCCUGGAGCCAGCACCUCUACCCAUCUAAUGCUCCUGUCAACGCGAUGGCGCUACCAGUGUGUCCUGCUCUAUCAAUCACGCCCGAUACCUACUCUUCUACCGGGGCAAUGGAGACGAGCCCGGCGGAGAUGUCCCUUAUGACCCCUCCCAAACCUGCUCCAGCUUCGCCCAAGCCUCGGAGGAGGUCCUGUGGGGAGGACGAACCUAAAAGGAAGAGCUCAAAGACCUCCAAGCGGAAGAACAGUGGCCCGGCCACUCCCCCGAGGAGAAAACCCCGUCCGGAUGCGAAAUUCCCCUGCAAAUUCUGCGAUUUCAAAUUCACCCGGCGGUCCAAUUGUUCAGAGCAUGAAAAAAAUGCACGAUCCGAGGAAUAA